This is a messenger RNA of Mya arenaria, 1260 nucleotides long. Its product is annotated as proteasome subunit alpha type-4-like. NCBI's taxonomy places the organism in Eukaryota, Metazoa, Mollusca, Bivalvia, Myida, Myidae. The record is from RefSeq and is a predicted model, not a curated record. The coding region runs from base 174 to 941 and encodes 255 amino acids. Gene Ontology annotation, cellular component: proteasome core complex, alpha-subunit complex; cytosol; proteasome core complex. Gene Ontology annotation, biological process: ubiquitin-dependent protein catabolic process. The transcript has 8 exons.
UACUUUUUGUUAUUUUUCUAAUUUUGUUUUAACUCAUUACAAAACUUUUUGUUAAUUUAUUUGUUAAAUUUUAAAAACUUAUGCACAGAUUUAUUGAGUGUAAAAAAAUGAAAAAGAAAUACAUCAAAUAAUUCGAAAAUAUCGAUUCAGAGCAAGCACAACAGAGAAACAAAAUGUCUCGAAGAUAUGACACCAGGACAACAAUAUUCUCCCCUGAGGGAAGACUUUAUCAAGUUGAAUAUGCCAUGGAAGCUAUUGGCCAUGCAGGAACUUGUCUUGGAAUCCUAGCCUCAGACGGAGUUCUCCUUGCUGCCGAAAGAAGAAACACAAACAAAUUGCUUGAUGAUGUUGCCUAUUCAGAGAAAAUUUACAAACUUCAUGAGGACAUGGUAUGUAGUGUUGCUGGUAUCACGUCAGAUGCAAAUGUUCUGACCAAUGAACUGCGGUUAAUAGCACAAAGAUAUCUUCUGCAGUACCAAGAACCAAUCCCUUGUGAACAAUUGGUUAGCACCCUAUGUGAUAUGAAACAGGCAUACACACAGUUCGGAGGUAUGCGCCCAUUUGGGGUGUCCCUGCUAUACAUGGGCUGGGACAAGCACUAUGGUUUCCAGCUUUACCAGAGUGACCCCAGCGGAAACUAUGGCGGAUGGAAGGCAACAUGUAUUGGUAACAACAGUGCGAACGCUGUGUCCAUGUUGAAGCAAGAUUACAAGGAAGGGGAGGUUAACCUGCAGCAGUCCCUACAGCUCGCUGUCAAGGUCCUCAGUAAAACACUCGACAUGACCAAACUCACAUCGGAGAAAGUCGAAAUAGCGACAUUGACGCGGGAGAAUGGUGAGACACGCAUCAAGGUCCUUGACAACGCAGUGGUCGACCAGCUCAUCAAGGUGCAUGAGGCUGAGGAGGCCAAGGAGUCAGAGAAAAAGAAGGAAAAGUCUUGAGCUUUUAGGAUACUCUCAGUCAGCAGUGAGGAUUCCAUCGAUCUUCGGAGACUAACAUGGAAGCAUCUACAUUUUUCCUGUGCAACCAUGAACUUUCAAAACACUCUCUAUUGAUGCUCUGUUAAAUAUUAGUGUAUACAUUUAGUACAAUUCUAAUGCAUUUGACAGUCUUUAAGAUUUUAUAAACAAUACAAUUGUUGUGGUAAAAAGUUAAUGAAAAAGAAAAGAAGGGUGUGCUAAUUAAGUGCUAUUCGUGUGAUCACCUGUGAACAUGUGUUGUUUUUGUCAUUUCAGACAUUAAUAAAAUUUCAUCAUUCUA